AAUAUCCAAUAGCCCAAAUCCAAUUUCAAUCCACCGCAGGCUACAGUCGCUCUCGUCCCGAUCGAUUCCUCGCAGACCGCCGCCGGCCGCCGGCUCCCUCCCCCCCGCCCCCCCGGCAGUCGUGUCGUCCGUCUCCUCCCCCACUCCGAAGUCGCAAUCGCCGUUUGGCAGUCUCGCCUCGUCUUUCAAUCCCUCCCAAGAUACUCCAAUUGUUUGUAACUGUUAUUCUGCCCUAGCGAUUGUGCGAAUAAGUUUGUGAUGUCGUCUCUGAGGAAUGCUAUUCCGAGAAAAGCUCACAAGGAGCGAGCUCAGCCGCAUUCGAGAAGGAAAUAUGGACUGCUUGAAAAACACAAGGACUAUGUCCAGCGUGCACGAGCUUAUCAACAAAAGCAGCAGACUCUGCAGAAACUUAAGGAAAAAGCGGCAUUUAGGAAUCCAGAUGAGUUCUAUUUCAAAAUGAUCAAGACAAAGACUGUUGGCGGAGUACAUAGAUUGCAGGGUGAAUCGAACAAGUACACUCCUGAAGAGAUCAUGUUGAUGAAGACUCAGGAUAUUGGAUAUAUAAUGCAGAAACUUCAAUCAGAAAAGAAGAAAAUCGAAAAGCUAAGUGGUAUGCUGCAUUCUCUGAACAAUCCGUCAUCUAGCAACCAUGUAUAUUUUGCUGAAGACAGGGAGGAGGCGCGAGAAAUUCGAGCACAGGUUUCUUCGAAACAUGGGGAGACCCCCAAGUUUGAAAGCUUGCCAAAAGCAAUUAAAAAAAAGACAGCUGCUUCUUACCGGGAACUAGAGGCGAGAAAAAGCCGAGUAAAAGACCUAGAAAAAAUAUAUGGGGAAAUGACAAUGCAGAAAGAAUUGCGGAAAAAGGGCAAGAAACGGAAACUUGGCCAAGAUGAGAUUAUUACUCCAACCUCAGGACCUGUGUACAAGUGGCGGCAAGAAAGAAAACGUUGAAGAGUGCUGUCGAGUUUUUGCCGGAGAAAUUCCCGACUCCGAAAAUUGUCUAUUGGCUGCCUUUGAAGCAGGAAUGGGUGCAUCAUGAUUAAGCAAUGCAAGAGGUUAGCUAAUUUAACUACAAUUUUUUGAAGAAAUUGUGAAAUGUUGGAUAAUUCUACUUGUGUAUGUUUCAUUACAUAAAUCCUCUAUAUAUUCUGAUAUCUGGAUUAAACAA
Andrographis paniculata is the source of this 1168-nucleotide messenger RNA. RefSeq names its product probable U3 small nucleolar RNA-associated protein 11. NCBI's taxonomy places the organism in Eukaryota, Viridiplantae, Streptophyta, Magnoliopsida, Lamiales, Acanthaceae. Gene Ontology annotation, cellular component: small-subunit processome; nucleolus. Gene Ontology annotation, biological process: rRNA processing. The transcript is spliced from 10 exons. The coding region runs from base 259 to 951 and encodes 230 amino acids. The record is from RefSeq and is a predicted model, not a curated record.